AUGGAGGCGCUCUUUGACGAGCGCUCCAAUGACUACUUCUCCAUCGACUCUGAGACGGGCAGCGUGGUCACCGCCCGCAGCCUCGACCGGGAGACCAAGGACACCCACGUGUUGAAGGUGACUGCCUCCGACCACGGCUCCCCACGCCGUCGUUCAGCCACCACCUAUCUGACAGUGACCGUGAGCGACACCAAUGACCAUGAGCCAGUGUUUGAGCAGCCUGAGUACCGGGAGAGCAUCCGGGAGAACCUGGAGGUGGGUUACGAGGUGCUGACCAUCCGCGCCACUGAUGGCGAUGCCCCAGCCAAUGCCAACAUGCUUUACCGUCUGCUGGAGCCAGGAGCUGGCGAUGGGGUCUUUGAGAUUGAUCCACGCUCUGGGGUUGUGAGGACCCGAGCCCCGGUGGACCGCGAGGAGGUCUCUGAGUACCACCUGGUGGUGGAAGCCAAUGACCAGGGUAAGGAUCCAGGACCACGCAGCGCCACAGCUAUGGUGCACAUCACUGUAGAGGAUGAGAACGACAACUACCCUCAGUUCAGUGAAAAGCGCUACCUGGUACAAGUGCCAGAGGAUGCCCCGGUGAACAGCCAGAUACUACAGGUGCAGGCCACAGAUCGGGACCGGGGCAGCAAUGCCCAGGUGCACUACAGCAUCGUGAGCGGCAACCUGAAAGGCCAGUUCUACAUCCAUUCUUUCUCCGGCGCCAUCGACCUGAUCAACCCUUUGGAUUAUGAGACUAUUCGGGAGUACACACUCCGGAUUAAGGCCCAGGAUGGGGGCAGGCCUCCCUUGAUCAACUCCAGUGGCAUGGUGUCAGUGCAGGUCGUGGACGUGAAUGACAACGCCCCCAUCUUUGUGAGCACUCCUUUCCAAGCCACGGUGCUGGAGAACGUCCCUCUGGGCUACUCAGUGCUGCACAUCCAGGCUGUGGAUGCUGACUCUGGGGAGAACGCCCGCCUGGAGUACAAACUCAUAGAGAUGGCACCAUCCACUGGAGGUGCCCCUGUAGCUGGUGACUCUGGUUUCCCUUUUCAGAUCAACAACAGCACAGGGUGGAUCACGGUGGCUGCAGAGCUGGACCGAGAGACUGUAGAGAACUAUCACUUUGGGGUGGAGGCCAGGGACCAUGGCAUGCCAGUCAUGACCUCCUCAGCCAGCGUGUCCAUCACUGUCCUGGAUGUGAAUGACAACAACCCCACCUUCACAGAGAAGGUGUAUCACCUCAGACUGAACGAGGACGCGGCUGUGGGCAGCAGUGUCCUGACCCUGACAGCAGUGGACAGGGACGUUAACAGCGUUGUGACUUAUCAGAUCACCAGUGGCAACACCAGGAACCGCUUUGCCAUCACCAGCCAGAGUGGAGGGGGGCUGAUCACGCUGGCCUUGCCCCUGGAUUACAAGCAGGAGAGGCAGUAUGUGCUUACAGUCACUGCCUCUGACGGCACUCGCUUUGACACUGUUCAGGUCUUCAUCAACGUCACAGAUGCCAACACGCACCGCCCAGUCUUCCAGAGCUCCCACUACACAGUGAGUGUCAGUGAGGACAAGCCCAUCGGCACCUCCAUUGUCACCAUCAGUGCCACUGAUGAAGACACGGGGGAGAACGCGAGAAUCACUUACAUCUUGGAUGAUAACAUCCCCCAAUUCCGCAUCGACCCUGACACGGGCACCAUCACUACCCUGAUGGAGCUGGACUAUGAGGACCAAGCCUCUUACACAUUGGCCAUUACAGCCCAUGACAAUGGCAUCCCCCAGAAAUCAGACACCACCUAUGUUGAGAUCCUCAUCCUGGAUGCCAAUGACAACGCGCCCCGCUUUCUGCGCGACCGCUACCAGGGCUCAGUUUUUGAGGAUGUGCCGCUCUCCACCAGCGUCCUGCAGCUGUCUGCCACCGACCGUGACUCAGGCCUCAAUGGCCGUCUCCUCUACACAUUCCAAGGUGGUGAUGAUGGAGACGGAGACUUCUACAUCGAACCCACUUCUGGAGUGAUACGCACACUGCGCAAGCUGGACCGUGAGAACGUGGCUGUCUACAGCCUGCGAGCCUUUGCUGUGGACAGGGGCAGCCCACCACUGAAAGCCUCUGUGGAUAUCCAAGUGACUGUGCUGGACAUCAAUGACAACCCUCCUGUCUUUGAGAAGGACGAAUUUGACAUCUUUGUGGAGGAGAACAGCCCUGUGGGCUCUAUUGUGGCACGGAUCAGUGCGGCUGACCCUGACGAGGGGACCAACGCACAGAUCAUGUACCAGAUCGUAGAGGGGAACAUCCCUGAGGUCUUUCAAUUAGACUUGCUCAAUGGAGACCUCACUGCUCUGAUGGACCUGGAUUACGAGAGCCGGACGGAGUACGUGAUCGUGGUGCAGGCCACUUCGGCCCCUCUUGUGAGCCGGGCCACAGUACACAUUCGCCUCCUGGACCAGAACGAUAACCCACCUGUGCUGCAGGACUUCCAGAUCCUCUUCAAUAACUAUGUGACCAACAAGUCCAACAGCUUCCCCUCUGGCGUGAUUGGCAAGGUCCCAGCUCACGACCCCGAUGUGUCUGACAGCCUGGCCUACACCUUUGUGCAAGGCAAUGAAUUAAACUUGCUCCUUUUGGACUCUGCCACUGGGGAACUCAAACUCAGUCGCGAUCUGGACAACAACAGACCCCUGGAAGCCCUCAUGAAAGUGUCAGUCUCAG
Mesitornis unicolor (brown roatelo) is the source of this 2683-nucleotide messenger RNA. RefSeq names its product cadherin EGF LAG seven-pass G-type receptor 1-like. NCBI's taxonomy places the organism in Eukaryota, Metazoa, Chordata, Aves, Mesitornithiformes, Mesitornithidae. Gene Ontology annotation, molecular function: calcium ion binding. Gene Ontology annotation, biological process: homophilic cell-cell adhesion. Gene Ontology annotation, cellular component: plasma membrane. The record is from RefSeq and is a predicted model, not a curated record. The annotation marks the transcript as partial. The transcript has a single exon.